AACCCUGAAAUUAUUACCCAGGAUCUUACCAGGGUUCACAGACCACAAAUAUAACACACAAGAUAAGCCAACGAGUAAUAUUAUUGAAAACCAAGGCUUAGAGAAUCUUGGCUGUUCAAGAAUGACCAAUUUUUUUGAGAAUUUGGAUUGUGUUGAUUGGAUGGAAAGUAUUCAGUUGCUUGAAGACUGUUGGAAACAAAGGACAAACUGUCGUGACAAAACAAAAAUGUAUAGCCACAUAAUGGAACUAUCUUCAUCUAAAGCAGAGGAACAUAGCGAUAAUGCUGAAUGUUUAUCACCAUAUUUACGUAGAAAUGAGCCAGAACGAGACAAGCAAUAUGCAUUUUCUGUUGUUCUCUUGAAAGACAAUAGUGAAAAAGAAUUUCCACCAGUUUAUCCAGUUUUUGAAAACAAGAGGAAAGAGUCUGGUGCUCAAUACACCCAACUGGACCAAAGUGAAUUGGCCAAUAAAAAGGCAGCAACACACAGUGAAGAAAUUUUAAUUAAGCAACUGGAUGACUUUCUAUGCCAAGAAGGUGCAGUGGUUAAACGCAUUUGGAUUUAUUCACAUAAUAGCCCUUGUUUGCAGAGGGAAAACAAAACCGUCCCUUGUAUGUUUCAGCUUCUACACAAAGCCUGUGAAUGGUAUAAACAUUAUAAAGUUUUGACUGAUGUGAGUUUCACAAAGCCUUGGGGACUAUGUGGUCCAAAUUAUUUUCAACAUCUCAAUUAUCGCAUGAUCUCAUGUCCUCACAGCAAUUUUCAUUCAUAUGUUGAAAAAUGCAAGGACAUCCCUUUCAAAUUGGAUCAUAACAAUUUGAGAGACAUUUUUAAGAAGAAGGAUAUUUCCAACACACUGUCACAUGUACGCAACAGCGAUAAAAACACACUCCGCUGCGGUAUCAAAUCUGCUCGCCAAACCCUUGUGAGGGCUGCACAAAGUUCAUUUGGUUUGCGCGACGAUCAUUUGCGCUGUGGAAAGGAAGUGAUUGAUUCUUUCGACUUUCUGCCUGGAGCGAAGGACAAAGUUUAUGAAAGACUGCAAAUGGAGUGGACAGAAAUGGUCAACAACAGCUCACUGACACCGAUCAGAGAAGCCAUCACUGAUAAAUUCAACAAUGGAACAGUUAAUCUGUUUCAGGAGGAGUUGAAGUCAUUUGUGGGGAACAGCUGCCCUCUACGCCUUCACCGUCAUAAUGUGGGAUUUUGCUUUUGUCCUUAAUGUAGCAAUAGCAUUUACUAAAAUGUGUAUAAACAUAUGAACAUAUAACCAUGUCAUAUACAGUCAUGUGAUGUUACUGAAGCUACUGUUGAAUAAUGGAUUGUUAUGUUGUUAAGUACUGUUCUGUGGUACUUGUUUUCACCUAUACAAUAUACAUUAAAGUUUCAGCUGUGAAGAACAUUUGUCUGUGUUAUUACACUUACAUGUUUUAACUGUCUUCUUGUAUUUGAGCUUAGUGCUUUUAUUAGUCUAUCACGGCUUCGUCUGUCUUUUCAUGACAUCGCCGCUUGCUUUAAGUUCAGGGCUGGGGUGCCUCCAGCCUCCCUUUGGCCUUAAUGUUGGACAUUCUCUCUGCUUUGAAAUGUGAAAGUAAAGUUGUUGUGAGUGCAACUGGAAUGAGGAAAAACUGCAUUUUCCUACUCUGCAAGAACAAAAGCUGCUAUGACGUCUGAAUGUGCUGCUGAGUGUGAGAACUCCUUCAGGCAUUUGCUGAGGUUUCAGGACGUGAAAAGUAAACAAAAGGAAGGGAACAUAUUUGCUGUUUAAUGUGGAACCAGCUGAUGAGCCUGACAACCUAUAACAUUAAAAUUAAGACUCAGUUCUGCUGAGGACUAACUGACCCAAAUCUGGAAAGCAGCUGCGGAAAGCAUCAUCAUCAUCAUCAUCGUCAUCAUCAUCAUUGCUACCACCUGAUGCCUCACCAAAGAGAAGCAGUUCAGCCAUCACAGAGGUUAGUUUGAUAUAUCCCCCCGCCCCCAUCGCAUAUGCACAUGCUCAAUAAGCUUUUCAGCUGCUGCCAGUGACCUCCAUGUGGGGACAAUUGAAACAUUUCGUCACCAGUCUGAGCUGACAAGAAAGCAUUUUAAUGACGUUUAACUUUUUAGGCACUUGUGGAAAGUCUGUUUUUAUUUCUGGUCCUAUUCCCACACAGGCCCAUUGAGCAGGGUGCUUUGAAGACUCCUCGGCCUCCACACUUGACUCCAGAACUCACUGUUUUGGUUUUACUUUAUUUUUUAUUUUUGGCGAGAAAAGCACAGGAAGUAAAGCAGAAGAUGACACAAAAGCGAAGAUGACACCUCCAGCGGGACUGAAAAUGGACAAAAAAAGACAUAAACAGGAUGGACUUUUCAAGCUAGCUGGAAAGUCAAAUUCCAGUGGAUAGCAUAUGGGUACUCUCUGCAGGCAACAGCCCAAAUUUCCAGCUGUACCACCUGGAGGGCCUCCACAGAAUAACCAGGACUGUGAAGCUGCAUCCCUGGCAGUGAAGCCUUCCUCACUGCUUUCAGCUGCUCAGGGGACCUUGUUUACUGUGGCAACAUUUACAGUGUCAAGGUGCUUGGAAGGAAGCUCAUCCCCUCUUUUCAAGGACCUCUGCAGCUCAUCUGACAUUCCGACACUCACCAGCCCAGCUUCUCUUCAGCCCACUGCCGGUCCUUCUGGGUCUGGCUCUUAGCAGCACCUGAGCAGCAACUGGACAAGGGGUCAACUUGCCUGCCUCUUCCUGUUGCUCUUGUGCCUCUUCCACCUGAAGAGAUACACCCCACAGACUGCUUGUUCUAUCACCUCAUUGCUGUUAUUAUUUAGUUACCAUAGUAUUAUAACAGGUCUGGUAUUUCAGAAAAAUCAGCAUUAGAGAAAUGACUUACAGUAUACGGUAUAUACAUAUAAGAGCAGACUACAUUUAAGAGCAGGCCUAAAACUUCCCUUUUUGAUGAAGCUUACACUUCACAUUCUAUCUGGUAUCGAUAUGUUAUUACAUCACAUACAUAAUCUAUAUAUCAUAUACCAUGCCAUAUGUACUUCAUAUACCUAUAAAUCGAUUACAGCUUUCAAAACUGUGAUUUCUGUCCAACCCUGAACCUCUCUCUCUCUCUCUCUCUCUCUCUCUCUCUCACUCUCUCUCACCCAACCGGUCGAAGCAGAUGGCCGCCCACCCAGAGCCUGGUUCUGCU
Molecule: messenger RNA, 3174 nt
Organism: Chelmon rostratus (copperband butterflyfish)
Lineage: Eukaryota; Metazoa; Chordata; Actinopteri; Chaetodontiformes; Chaetodontidae
Exons: 3
Coding region: 122-1222 (366 amino acids)
Source: RefSeq, a predicted model, not a curated record